GUGCACAGCAGAAAGUUCAUGUGCUGUCUAAACAGUUUUAGGAAGUUUUGAUAAUUUUUUUUUCAUAAGCUUGUCUACAAAGCUCUCUGUUUAUACUAUUUGAAAGUCGCCCGGUGUGUGAAACGGAGCCAUAGUUGAGCCACCCAGUCCUCCACAAGAAAUUGUAGUCCAAGGAGAUGAAAAUCCCUCAUUUGGAAUUCAGGGGUUGAUGGAGGCCAGGCAGCCGUCACUAAAAGGAUUGAGGUUCCUAUCCGUCCUUCGCAGCCAGGGUGAAGGGGUGUAGUCUGACAUUUGGAAGCUUAAGAAGCCAGCGUGCCGCCUUCCAAUUCUUUCUCAAAGCCUUCCAUCAUAUAAUCAAGUGAAAGAAAGAUGAGCUUCAUCUGUGGACUGCAGUCUGCGGCUAGAAACCGUGUUUUCUUCCGAUUUGAUUCCCUAGCUAACUGGAGAAAAUGUAACACGUUAGUGGUGACCUCGCCAGACUGUCAUCAAGGACCAUUUAGUCGUAUAAUAACCACGUAUCAGGGCCUGGGAGUAAGUCAGAGUAAGAGGUCCGCUUUUCUGCCUGGAAACUUUGCUUUUUAUAGGACUUUGAAUAACAGAAGGAUAGAAUGCCUUUUGAGUGGCCAAAGUAAGACAGUCUGGAGGACCACCAGAGGGGGCGCUGCGUGGAAUGACUCUCCCUCGAGUCAGCUGAUGAAAGACGUGACAGCAGCUCCUGCCCUUCCAGCUCUGUGUCCUCUCAGCGGCUCUCCGGGGAGAGCCAGCCGGCGUUUCCACACUUCUCCACGGGUUCAGGCCGCUCCAGUUCCUCUCUUGUUGAUUAUCCUUAAACCAGUACAGAAGCUACUUGCAAUCAUUGUGGGGAGGGGUAUAAGGAAAUGGUGGCAGGCACUUCCUCCUAACAAGAAGGAACUAUUUAAAGAAAGUAUAAAGAAGAAUAAAUGGAAGUUGUUCUUUGGUUUGAGUAGUUCCGGAUUAUUAUUCAUAGUGUUUUAUUUUACUCACCUGGAGAUGAGUCCAAUCACAGGAAGGAGGAAGCUGCUUUUAAUGGGGAAAGAGCAUUUCAGACUUUUGUCAGAGCUGGAGUAUAAAGCUUGGAUGGAAGAAUUUAAAGAUGAUAUGCUACCUGAGAAAGACGGCCGGUAUCUGGCUGUUAAAGAAGUGGUUUAUCAUCUAAUUGAAUGCAAUAAAGAUAUUCCAGGGAUCUCGGAGAUCAAUUGGAUUAUUCAUGUGGUUGAUUCCCCCGAUAUAAAUGCCUUUGUGCUUCCAAAUGGACAAGUGUUUAUUUUCACUGGGCUUCUAAAUAGCGUAAACGACACUCAUCAGCUUUCCUUCCUCCUGGGCCAUGAGAUCGCACACGCAGUCCUUGGGCAUGCUGCAGAAAAGGCUAGCUUGGUCCAUUUACUGGAUUUCCUAGGUAUGAUUUUUCUCACGAUGAUUUGGGCCAUUUGUCCUCGAGACAGUUUGGCACUUUUGGGCCAGUGGAUACAGUCUAAACUGCAGGAGUAUAUGUUUCACAGACCGUACGGUAGAACGCUGGAGGCGGAGGCUGACAAAAUCGGACUGCAGCUCGCGGCCAAGGCUUGUGUGGAUGUGAGAGCCAGCUCAGUGUUCUGGCAGCAGAUGGAUUUUGCGGACAGCCUCCACGGUCAUCCCAAGCUGCCAGAAUGGCUGUCUACACAUCCUUCUCAUGGAAACCGGGCUGAGUACCUGGAUAGACUUAUACCGCAGGCUCUUGAAGUUAGAGAGAGAUGUAAUUGCCCACCACUUUCUGGACCAGACCCUCGAUUACUAUUCAAACUCAGCAUGAAGCAUUUUCUUGAAGAAUCAGAGAAAGAAGACCUCUCAAGUCCCUCAGAUGAAGCUACAGAAAGACCAGGGACCAAGCCCGGGCUCCGAGGUUUGUUGGCUUCCUCGUGUCUGGCUUCAAUACAGGUAAACAUCUCAUCAGGGACCACUUAGGCUGUCUGCGGGAUGACUUUCCAGGUUCUCAGACCCCUCUGCCAUCAGCUCCAGGAAAAGCCUGGGGUAAAGCAG
Otolemur garnettii (small-eared galago) is the source of this 2037-nucleotide messenger RNA. RefSeq names its product OMA1 zinc metallopeptidase (gene OMA1). The record is from RefSeq and is a predicted model, not a curated record. The transcript has 10 exons. The coding region runs from base 370 to 1962 and encodes 530 amino acids. Gene Ontology annotation, cellular component: mitochondrial inner membrane. Gene Ontology annotation, biological process: protein quality control for misfolded or incompletely synthesized proteins; mitochondrial protein processing. Gene Ontology annotation, molecular function: metalloendopeptidase activity. NCBI's taxonomy places the organism in Eukaryota, Metazoa, Chordata, Mammalia, Primates, Galagidae.